This is a messenger RNA of Closterium sp. Naga37s-1, 1158 nucleotides long. The record is from the annotation of a GenBank genome assembly. NCBI's taxonomy places the organism in Eukaryota, Viridiplantae, Streptophyta, Zygnematophyceae, Desmidiales, Closteriaceae.
AUGUUGUCUAGCGCCUUCCGCGUUCCCCACGCUUCGCCCCACCGUCGCCCGCGCUUCCUCCCGCUGUCGCUCACACUUCACUCCGUCGUUGCCCACGCUACCCCUCCCGUCACCCACCUUCACCGUCGUCCACGUUUUCCCCCUGUCGCUUUUCUCCCACCCACCGUCGCCCUCGCUUCCCAUCUCAUCGCCCACGCUUCCUCCCACCGUCGCCCUCGCUUCCUCCCACCGUCGCCCUCGCUUCCUCCCACCGUCGCCCACGCUCCCUCCCACCGUCGCCCUCGUUUCCUCCCACCGUCGCCCUCGCUUCCUCCCACCGUCGCCCUCGCUUCCUUCCACCGUCGCCCUCGCUUCCUCCCACCGUCGCCCUCGCUUCCUCCCACCGUCGCCCUCGCUUCCUCCCACCGUCGCCCUCGCUUCCUCCCACCGUCGCCCUCGCUUCCUCCCACCCUCCCCUACACUCCGCCGCCGUCAUCUCUUCCCUGCCUAUCACGGUCAUCGUUGCUUCCCUUCCCCAUUGCCUCAUUAGGUCGCACUCGCUCUAUCCCCCUCUUCCACCUUUUCCACUUCCACUGUUGUCCUUGGUUACCACCCCACCCUUGCACCCUUCUUUCCUUCUCUCACAUUCUCCUUUCCCCCUGCCUCACACCCACCCUGGGCGCAGAGAGAUGGCGGGCUGGGCUGGGCACUGGCCCCAUGGCAGCACAGCACCUCUCUCUCGCACCAACCCCGCACACAUGGCAGGUGCGGCUGCAGCAUUGGAGCAGAGUGCUUGGCGCACAGCCGGGGCAGCACGUGCAGGCGGGCAGUGAGGAGCGUCGUCCUCUCCUACUCCCUUCCUCUCUUCCUCUCUUCCACCCUCUUCCCUACUCUCUGCUUCAGUGUCUUUCCCCCCUCUCUUUCCCCUUUCCUCCCUCCCUUCAUCCCAUCCUCUCUUCCACCCUUCCUCCUUGUCUCCCUUGCUCAUUUUCUCCCUCGGUGCAGUCCUUGUUCUCUGCAUCCCUCUCUGCCAUCCUCCCUUUCUCUCAGCCUCCUCACUUUCUCUCGUCAACCAUUCCUCUGCACCCUCCUACCCUGCCGCGCCUGUACACUCCUACCCUGUUUGCCAUGCAUCCACUUGUGAUGCCUUUGCUGUUUGAUGAUAGUGGUACCGUAUGA